AAUGGGUUGGGGUCAGGACCAUGGCGUCAUGUCUCUUUCCCACAACUUGCAGUGAUCCAGCGGAAAGAAGAGGAAGAUGGUAAUUAAUGAGGAUAAGCAAGGGCAUUUUGGGAACAAAAAAUUUCCGCUGUAUAUAUUGAUCAAUCCUUCGAGUUCACAAAUCUCUUUUUCUCUCUCUUCGAAAUUCUCUUUGCGCUCUCAAAUCUUAUUUUUUGCUUUUAAGAGCUAACCUUUUCCUUUGCAGACUUUUUCCAAACCCUAACCCUAGAAUCCCCCCCAAUUUUCUCCCUCUUUUGAUUAAUUUCUCAGAAAAAUGGGAGAAACAAGGGAUAACGAUGCUUAUGAGGAAGAGCUUCUCGACUACGAGGAAGAAGAAGAGAAAGCCCCUGACUCUGUCACUGCUAAAGUCAAUGGCGAGGCAGCGAAGAAGGGCUAUGUUGGGAUUCACAGUUCAGGAUUCAGAGACUUCCUUUUGAAGCCAGAGCUUCUUCGGGCCAUUGUCGACUCUGGAUUUGAGCACCCUUCCGAAGUGCAACAUGAAUGCAUUCCCCAAGCUAUACUGGGUAUGGAUGUCAUUUGUCAAGCUAAAUCAGGGAUGGGGAAGACUGCAGUUUUUGUUCUAUCAUCAUUACAGCAGAUUGAACCGAGUCCAGGACAAGUUAUUGCCCUUGUUUUAUGCCAUACGAGGGAGUUAGCUUACCAGAUUUGUCAUGAGUUCGAGAGGUUCAGUACUUACCUGCCUGAUAUCAAGGUUGCUGUCUUCUACGGUGGUGUCAACAUCAAAGUUCACAAAGAUCUACUGAAAAAUGAAUGCCCCCACAUUGUUGUUGGGACACCUGGAAGGAUAUUGGCUCUUGCAAGAGAUAAAGACCUUUCUUUGAAGAAUGUGAGGCAUUUCAUUCUUGACGAAUGUGACAAGAUGCUUGAAUCACUUGACAUGAGGAGAGAUGUCCAGGAGAUUUUCAAGAUGACACCUCAUGAUAAGCAAGUUAUGAUGUUUUCUGCUACACUCAGCAAAGAAAUUCGUCCAGUUUGCAAGAAAUUUAUGCAAGAUCCAAUGGAAAUUUAUGUUGAUGAUGAGGCCAAGUUGACCCUUCAUGGUCUUGUGCAGCACUACAUCAAAUUGAGUGAGCUGGAGAAAAACCGCAAGUUGAAUGACCUCCUUGAUGCAUUGGAUUUCAACCAAGUUGUUAUCUUUGUCAAAAGUGUGAACCGAGCAGCUGAGUUGAACAAGUUACUUGUGGAAUGUAAUUUUCCCUCUAUAUGCAUUCACUCAGGAAUGUCCCAGGAAGAAAGGUUGACUCGCUACAAGGGUUUCAAGGAGGGGCAUAAAAGAAUUCUUGUGGCCACAGAUUUGGUUGGAAGGGGAAUCGACAUUGAGCGCGUUAACAUUGUCAUCAACUAUGACAUGCCAGAUUCUGCUGAUACAUACCUGCACAGGGUUGGUAGAGCUGGUAGGUUUGGUACCAAGGGUCUUGCAAUUACAUUUGUUUCAUCUGCUUCAGAUUCUGAUGUGCUCAAUCAGGUCCAGGAGAGGUUUGAGGUGGAUAUAAAGGAGCUUCCUGAGCAGAUUGAUACAUCUACGUACAUGCCAUCAUAAUGAAGCAGAGUCUCGUGCCCAAAUCAAGAAUCAAAUUUGUAUGGUUGCUGGAGGCCAUGUGUAUUUGUUCUUAUAACUAAUGUGGAAUGUGCUUAAAAUGAUUUGCUUGGCAGGAGCAGCAGAUGCUCUACUUUUCGACUGCUGCUUAAGAAAGAACUCAAUUGGGAUUUAGCUAUCUGUAGGGAUAUUUUCCCCUUGUAGGAAGGUUUUUGCGCUCUUCUAUGACUAGCAAGUUGCAUGCUACUAUAUUAUUAUCUGUUAUAAUUUGGAGCAUAACCUCUUUAAGUCUGAUUUUUGGAUAAUAAUAUUUGAGUUGCAAUUUUCUCUUUAA
Durio zibethinus is the source of this 1931-nucleotide messenger RNA. Its product is annotated as DEAD-box ATP-dependent RNA helicase 15. The record is from RefSeq and is a predicted model, not a curated record. NCBI's taxonomy places the organism in Eukaryota, Viridiplantae, Streptophyta, Magnoliopsida, Malvales, Malvaceae. Gene Ontology annotation, molecular function: RNA helicase activity; nucleic acid binding; ATP binding.